Cotesia glomerata is the source of this 903-nucleotide messenger RNA. RefSeq lists its product as uncharacterized. The record is from RefSeq and is a predicted model, not a curated record. The transcript has a single exon. The coding region runs from base 1 to 903 and encodes 300 amino acids. NCBI's taxonomy places the organism in Eukaryota, Metazoa, Arthropoda, Insecta, Hymenoptera, Braconidae.
AUGAAUUCUGUUGCUCAACGGUUAAUUUAUUGCAAGCACGGAUUGUUCGCCGACGAUAAAUAUAUACUCUUGCACUUCUUUUUAUAUCAGUUGAAUGAAGCUGUUUGGCAAGUCAAUGUUGAUGCACAAUCAGUUGCUGACUGGGCAAAAGAGCAUGGGUUGGAGAUAAACUUGUCUAAAACCAAAGUUAUGAUUUUGGGUUCAAAUAGUAAAUUGAAACAACUUGAGGACAUAGAUCUACCACCUGUAGUUGUAAAUGGUGUCAUAAUACCCUACGUUAACUCUACUAAGUGUUUGGGAAUCAAUAUAAGUAGAAACUUAUCUUGGAAUUAUCACGUUACUCAGACAGUCAGUAAAGUGAAUUCAGCUCUGCAUUGUCUUAAAGUACGGAAAAACAUCUUCUCAUUCCCAAUCAGAAAAUUAUUAGUAUCAGCAACCAUUUUACCGCUAAUUGAUUAUUGUACGGUUGUACUGAUAGAUUCAACAUCUGACAAUAACACAAAACUUCAGCGUGCAAUGAAUUCCUCAAUGCGAUUUAUCUUUAAUCUGAAGAAAGAUGAGCAUAUCACUCCUUAUCGACGAGAACUUGGAUGGCUAUCUGUAAAGUUUCGUCGAAUGUACUAUAUGAGUUGUUAUUUUUAUAAAUUACUUCAAGUUGAGAAACCCAAGUACCUGCGAGAGCUGUUCAUAGAAGACACUGAUGUCAGACGUUCCAGUAGGUUAGCAGCUAAAAAACAUUCCUUUUUCAAAUUACCUCAUUUUGCUACUACCUAUAUGGAGCAUUCAUUUAUAGUAACUGUGAUUCGUCUGUGGGAAGAACUACCCGAUGAAAUUGUGAAUUCGAGUAGCAGUGAAGUGUUUAAAAAUAAAGUUUUUGAUUACUUACUGAAUUUGGACAAUUAA